Molecule: messenger RNA, 1992 nt
Organism: Protopterus annectens (West African lungfish)
Lineage: Eukaryota; Metazoa; Chordata; Ceratodontiformes; Protopteridae
Gene: ZCWPW1
Product: zinc finger CW-type and PWWP domain containing 1
Exons: 13
Coding region: 1-1992 (663 amino acids)
Cellular component (GO): nucleus
Molecular function (GO): zinc ion binding
Source: RefSeq, a predicted model, not a curated record
AUGGAGAAUGAGAUUAGGAAAGAUGUAAUAAAAGAUCAAAGACCCCAUUAUAACUUAACCAAAGAAGAAAUGAACAUUUUAAUAGAACUCAAGGAUGACAUUAACCUAAGGGUUAUGAAACCGGAUAAAGGGGGAGGUAUAGUUAUAAUGGAGAAAAAUGAGUAUGAAAGCAGGAUGAAUAAUAUCCUUUGGGACAGUAAUAAAUAUCAACAUGUAUCUAAAAAUGAGAUAAAUAUUGCUUACAACAAUAUAGAUAUAAAAUUGAAGGACAUGUUACUUGAGGGUUUAAUUAAUGGUGAGACUUUAGGUUUUUUACGGGUGGACAAACCUAAAGUACCUAUGAUAUUUGGUAUACCCAAAAUUCAUAAGAGCGAGACUGAUCCCCCUUUAAGACCUAUUGUAUCUGCUGUUGGGUCUAAAACCCAUGCUCUAACUAAAUUUGUUGAUGUUAAGUUAAAAAAAGUGUGGAUGGACAGGAAACAAAUUUUGAGGGAUUCAUGGGACCUUUUAAAAGUUAUUUCCAGUAUUAACAACAUAGAAAACAUUAUAUUUGUCACAAUAGAUGUUAUUGACUUGUUUUCCUCCAUUCAUUAUAAUGAAGAAUGCAGACAAAUUAAAGUAGGAAAGAAAAAUAUGUUUUCAGUUCCUGCUACCAGAGAUUGUGCCCCCAGUUCUGAAAGUAAUGAGAGUGGUACAAAGAAUAACUUUUCCUACCUUAAGAAGCGUCAGGUUGUAGGAAGUGGAAAUCAGAAGGCAAAGACUCAAGGAGAAGAAUGCAAAAGAAAAAAUGCGAAAAAAAAUAAUCCAGCUAAAGCAGAAGAGAAGGAAGAGGCAAAAACCUGUCUAGUUACACCAAAAGCAUUUCCAUCUUUAAGUGAUUGCCAGUAUGAGGAGCUUUUUCAAGCAGUGAUAAACAAGGCUUUGGAGGAAUGCAGAGCUGACAUUACAUCAAAACUAAAUGAAGAUAACGUCCAUCUUGUUUCCUUGUCUGGGUGUAACAGAAUUAUGGACAAAAGCUGCAUUUCAUCACAAAAUGAAGAGAAGACUUCUCAGAAAAAAGAGAUUACAAAGGCAGACGUUGAAGUCAGUCAGCAGAAGAUGAAAUAUAAAAAACAAGCCAACAAACUUACUUCUACAGAGGAGCGAAAGAAACAAGAUGGCAAGUAUAUUGCCUGGGUGCAGUGCUCUAAGAAGGACUGUGGUAAAUGGAGACGUUUACAGGAUGAUGAGGAUCCAUCUGUACUGCCUGAGGACUGGACAUGUAGUAAGAGUACAGAUCCUCAGUUUCGAGGGUGCGAUAAACCAGAGGAGACUUGGCAAGAACCUGAUGAUGCUUCUGUUUAUGCAGAAUUUGUGCCGGGGUCAAUAGUGUGGGCCAAGCUACUUGGAUAUCCAUGGUGGCCUGGAAUGGUAGAAUCAGAUCCUAACACUGGACUUUACUUCCUAUUCAGAACUCAACUUGAUAAUCGUCCUGCAAAAUACCAUGUUACAUUUUUUGAUGGUUCUGUUUCUCGAGCCUGGAUUCCUGCCUCGAUGAUAGCAAACUUUAACAAGCUUUGUCUGGACACUAUUGGAUCAAUGAGACAUGGAAAUAAAAACUACAGAACAAGAAUUUCUGCAGCUGUGAAAAUGGCAGAAAUGGCACAGAAGAUUGGCCUUCAGGAACGCAUUUCAAAAUUUGGAUUUUGUUCUCGAUAUAAUAACUGCAUAGAAAGUGAAAAUCCAUAUGAUGGCAGUGAUCUGGAAAGUUCUGGAGGAUCUGAAAUAAAAGGUGAUCAGCCGUCACGAAAGAAGUGCAGACAAAAUGAAUCCAUGAAACCUGCAAUGCAGAAAUUGCAUGUGGACAGUUAUCCUGCUGCUGCAGAGGUUGAACAACAUCAAGACAAAACUUCAGACAACCAAAAAAGCCCUGACCACCUACAAAAAGAAUGUGAUAUAUGUAAAUCUUUUAAUCCUGAGACCACUGUGGACCGUAAGAAAAAUCAGAUUUGA